Bombus pyrosoma is the source of this 1527-nucleotide messenger RNA. Its product is annotated as small glutamine-rich tetratricopeptide repeat-containing protein alpha-like. Lineage: Eukaryota; Metazoa; Arthropoda; Insecta; Hymenoptera; Apidae. Gene Ontology annotation, biological process: post-translational protein targeting to endoplasmic reticulum membrane. Gene Ontology annotation, cellular component: membrane; TRC complex. Gene Ontology annotation, molecular function: protein binding; molecular adaptor activity. The transcript has 4 exons. Bases 458 to 1357 code for a protein of 299 amino acids. The record is from RefSeq and is a predicted model, not a curated record.
UAAUAUUUUCAUCUAAAAAAACAUAUUUAGUGUUAAUCGAAUUGCGCCAGCGCGAUUCAGACGAAAGUAUUGGACUUUAAUUCGUUCGUUUCUACAAAAGAGAUUUAAGGGACGACCAAUGGCAUAAAAAUUAUCACACGGAAAUACAAGUAAUUAAAUCAAUUAAAUAGCAAAAAUUUUCAGAACAGCCGUAAUAAUAUUGUACGACGAAUUCUGUGACUGUCGGAAUAUUAAGUGUUAAGGUUUCAGUUUUUCACAAAGUGGAAGCCAUCGAAACACAUUGCAGGUUCUUCAUUGUUGCUGUGUGGCAUUAUACUUAAAGUUUUAAGGUACAUACAAGUAUAAAAAGUGCUCCUUUAUAUACAGAAAGAUUAAAAAUGUUGCAAAAUCAAUGACUUAAAAUGAAACUGUCAGGGUAUCAUAUCACUAUAGACGGAGCAGUUCCUUAAAGGCAGUAAUGGCUGUCAAAGGGCUGGUAGCAGCAAUUGUUCAGUUCUUAACCCAACAAUUAGAAGAAGGUGAUAUUACAGCAGAUUCUCGAGAGAGCCUUGAAGUAGCAAUACAGUGUUUAGAAAGUGCUUAUAAUGUACAAGCAUCUGAUACUCCAACAAAUUUUAACUUAUAUGAAAUAUACAAGUCUUCCAUCGAAAAUGCAAAGCCCAAUUUAGCUCCAGAAGCUACUCUAGAAGCAAAAACCGAAGCUGAAAAAUUAAAAAAUGAAGGAAAUGCUCUCAUGAAAGCUGAAAAACAUCACGAAGCUCUUACUAAUUAUACAAGAGCAAUUCAAUUAGAUGGUCGUAAUGCAGUAUAUUAUUGUAACCGUGCUGCAGCAUAUAGUAAAAUUGGCAAUUAUCAACAAGCAAUUAAGGAUUGCCAUACUGCAUUAUCCAUUGAUCCUUCGUAUAGUAAAGCAUAUGGACGAUUAGGUUUAGCAUAUUCUAGUCUCCAAAGACAUAAAGAAGCUAAGGAAAGUUAUCAGAAAGCUUUGGAGAUGGAACCUGACAAUGAAAGUUAUAAAAAUAAUUUGCAAGUAGCAGAAGAAAAAUUAGCUCAACCAAGCAUGAGCAAUAUGGGAUUAAGUGGAGGUACAUUGCCAGGCAUGGAUCUCAGUUCACUCCUAAGUAACCCUGCUCUUAUGAACAUGGCCCGUCAAAUGUUAUCUAAUCCAGCACUUCAAAACAUGGUGAGCAAUUUUAUGAGCGGUCAAGUAGAACAAGGAGGACAUAUGGAUGCUCUUAUAGAAGCUGGUCAACAUUUUGCUCAACAAUUACAAAAUGCGAAUCCUGAAUUAAUUGAAUCCUUAAGAAGGCAAAUGGGAGGAAAUCCAAAUGAUCCAGAUCCACCACAACAAAAUUAAGAAAUCUAUGAUUAUGAUAUAUUUUAAAAAUUCCAGAUAAAAUGAAAAUAACUAAAUUUAAUUGGAACACAUACAUAGUUACAGAACAGUGUGUAUCAUUUUUAAUAUGAAAAUGUGAAAAAUGAUGACUAAGAUUAACUUACAUUAUCACUAUCUUAAAAUGAUAUUCA